Molecule: messenger RNA, 4644 nt
Organism: Lachancea thermotolerans CBS 6340
Lineage: Eukaryota; Fungi; Ascomycota; Saccharomycetes; Saccharomycetales; Saccharomycetaceae
Gene: SPO14
Product: phospholipase D
Exons: 1
Coding region: 1-4644 (1547 amino acids)
Biological process (GO): cell motility; intracellular signal transduction; phosphatidic acid biosynthetic process
Molecular function (GO): D-type glycerophospholipase activity
Source: RefSeq, a predicted model, not a curated record
AUGGCCCCGCAUACCGAGCAGUUUCAUGAUGCGCAAGACCAUACGGCUGACUACUCAGUUCAGGGCGGCGUAGUGCCCGGGAUUUCCGAGGCUCGAGAGCUUCACGAGCCCGAAGCACAGUCAGACCCUGAGCAGCCAGAAGAGGACUUCGACGAGCAACAGCAGCGCGCCCAUGACGCCGAGGCGCACUUCAAAAACCUCAGUUUCCAGGGAGUACCAAAUUCGACAAUGAACGGGCACCGCACGCCUGCGUCCGGUGAAGAAAAAGACGAGCAGGCUACGUGGCUGAAGCGGAUGAACCGCCAGGACUCGUUCAGCGGCUGGCGCAAGGAGGUUGGCCAGGCUUUCCGCAGGUUUUCCAAACUCACAUCCCGCAAGAACGGGCGCGGCGAGCACGCGAGGAACGCGCGUCGUUCUAUUGCGCAGGCGCCGGACGCCGAGGAUGAGUACACGCAAAACCUGGCCUCUGACUUGAUUGACACGCUCAUUUCCGGGUGCCCCGCCGCACUUUUUGCCAGCUGCUCAUUCUUGCGCGACGAGCACGGCGUUCGAAGGGCGCCCUUGCUCCUGGCAAUGCUCGGCGUGAAGGUGUCGCCCUCUGCCUCUGGCGAGACGCUGGACCCGCAGCUCGUUCGGCAAAGUAGCCACACCAGCGCCACGUCAGUUUCGAAUGCAAGGCAUGAUAUCCAGAACUACGACGUCAAGUUCAAGUUGGAGCUCGAGUACGGCGUUGGCUACAACAGAAUGAAGUGGACGGUGAUCAAGUCCUACAAGGAUCUCGCCUCGCUGCACAGUAAGCUCAAGCUCAUGUCCUUCCAGCAAAAUGCCAUCAACAAGCUGUACAUCGACCAUCACCGCUUUCAGCAACUGAACUUGCCACAUUUCCCCCGCUUCUACGACCAUUCUCGAAAGGAGGGAUCUGCUGCCCUGGACCAGGUUCUGGAAGACGACGAGGCUAGUAACUCUCCGGAAGAGUCACAGUUGCGCGAAGCGCCUCGGCGAGGCAAUGAGUCAUUGGCCUCUGGACGCACGUCGAACCACUUUGAAAUCAAAAAGUUUCGUAUGAAGCACCUGCAGGACUUAUUAGCGGACCAGGACGACACUAAUAAGCCUAUACAUGUCAGAAUUGAGCGCUAUCUGAAACUCUUGAACUUAGCGCUCUGCCUGCGGCCUCAAGCAAACCGCCUCUUCCAGUUUUACGAACUGUCCCCAAUUGGUAACCUGCUCAGCUACGAGAACGGAUAUCAAGGCAAACAGGGCUACAUGGUCGUGAGGUCCACAGCCAGUACGCAGGGCUGGAGAGUUUCGCACUUCAGGUUCCGCGAUUGGAGGGCUAUGGUUGAGAGACACACUAAUAAGUGGUUCUUGGUCAGACACUCAUACAUCUUGUAUGUCUCCGAUCUUCACUCGGCAACACCUCUUGACGUCUUUCUUGUCGACGCCGACUUCAAGAUCCGUGUCCCGGGUGAGCUGGAAGUUUCAGUCGACGACUACCAGGACUUCAAUCCUCUUGAAGACAACUCAAAGAAGCUUUCUACAAAAUUAAUGAUUACACUUGAAAACAGUGAGCGUAAGAUGCAAAUGAUCGUUAAGUCAGAGUUUCAAUUGAAGCAAUGGAUUGCGUCAAUGUCAAAGAUGGUUAAGUCUACUAUAUGGUCGCAGAAGAAAAGAUUCGACAGUUUCGCACCCAUCAGACGCAACUGUUUCUGUAAGUUCCUUGUCGAUGGAAGAGACUACUUUUGGGCUCUAAGUGAGGCGCUCUCGAUGGCCCAGGACGUCAUUUACAUUCAUGACUGGUGGCUAUCACCUGAACUGUAUAUGCGGCGCCCAUUCAAGGGAAAUCAGGAGUACCGUAUCGACAGAAUUUUGAAAGAGAGAGCAGAGAAAGGUGUCAAGAUCUUCGUGGUUGUUUACAGAAACGUAGGAUCAACAGUUGGUACGGACUCUUCCUGGACAAAGCACUCCAUGUUAAGUCUGCACCCCAACAUUCAUCUAAUAAGAUCUCCUAAUCAGUGGCUUCAAAAUACUUAUUUCUGGGCCCAUCACGAAAAGAUGACGGUUAUCGACCACAGUAUCGCAUUCAUGGGAGGUAUUGAUCUCUGUUAUGGUAGAUAUGAUACCCCUGAGCAUGUGUUGCGAGACGACAGCCCGGAACUCCAGGAACAGAUUUUCCCAGGUAAAGAUUACUCAAAUGCAAGAGUGUGUGACUUUUAUGACCUUGACAAGCCUUUCGAAUCAAUGUAUGAUAGAAAAGAGAUACCAAGAAUGCCAUGGCACGAUGUUCAUACAAUGAUUGUUGGCGAGCCCGCGAGAGAUAUGUCCCGUCACUUUGUUCAGAGAUGGAACUACUUAUUGAGACAAAAGCGCCCCAGUCGCCCUACACCUCUUCUGACACCUCCAAGUGACUUUACGGAAGAGGAAAUGAAGAGAUCACCCUUGUUCCAAAGUUUGGCUGACCGCUCGACAUGUGAAGUGCAAGUGUUGAGAAGUGCCGGUAACUGGUCUUUGGGUCUGAAGAAAACUGAGCAUUCUAUCCAAAAUGCUUACCUAAAAUUAAUCGAGACGUCCAACCACUACGUUUACAUGGAGAAUCAGUUCUUUGUCACAAGUUCAAGCUGGGACGGCGUUGUCGUUGAAAACAAAAUUGGCGAUGCAUUGGUCGAUAGAAUAAUCAAGGCAAACAGCGAAGGCAAGACUUGGAAAGCUUUCAUAGUUAUUCCUUUAAUGCCUGGGUUCGAUUCACCAAUCGACAAGCCAGAAGGCUCUAGUGUUCGUGUCAUCAUGCAAUGCCAAUACCAAUCUAUCUCCAGGGGUGAAACGUCUAUCUUUGCCAGACUCAAAAAACUCGAUAUUAAUCCUCUACAAUACAUCCAAUUUUUCUCCCUGAGAAAAUGGUCGACACUUGGUCCCAAUGACCGCUUAGUCACCGAACAGCUUUAUGUGCACGGCAAGGUUCUAAUUGUAGAUGACAGAGCUUGCAUCAUAGGUAGCGCAAACGUCAACGAAAGAUCAAUGUUGGGCAACAGAGACAGUGAGGUCGCAGCGCUCAUCAGGGAUACAGAUUUAGUUGAAACGAGAAUGGGCGACCAGCCAUAUCUUGCUGGAAGGUUUGCUUGGGAAUUAAGGCAAAGACUAAUGCGGGAACACUUAGGCUGUGAUGUUGAUAUUGUGGAGGUCGUGGAAAGAAAGUUUGGAAAGCUUGAACAAUUAGCUGAGCUCAACUAUAAAACGUUGCACACUUUAGAUGGUGAUGAUGCGAGCGACAGAGAAGCCAAGCUGGCUUCCGCAUUGAUCGAAGUUGGCUACCGAGAGGUUAUGAACACGGAGUCGAGUGAAGCUUGGAAGCAAAAGCAUAAAUUCACUGUUGGCAGCAAUGGUAUUGACAACCCGCUGGAAACGUACAACGAGAAAGACGAAUUUUCUGGUCCUGUUGACACUGAAAACACAGAUUCAAAGACUGAACUUCCUCAACGGAAAGAAGAGGAAAAUUUAGCGUCAUGUUUGAACCAUUAUCAUUCCUUCAACAACAGAGCUGGUGAGGCUAAUCUUGGAAUCCAGGAAAAGAAACCAAUAAGCACAGACUCGAGACUUGUAAACAAUGAGAUGCAUGCCGACGAUGUCAAGGGCUUGGGCCGUGAUGGAUGGAAGAAGGUGAGCAAAAAGUUCAAACAAAAUGUAACAGAAAAAUUGAGAGCUUGGGCGGAUAAAGUGCUUUCGACUGGUUUACGAGGGAAUAGAUCUCGUGGCUAUGACACAUUUUUGCCCGACAGAGAGGACGUGGAGAGCUACCUGCAGGAUAGUUCCGUAACCGACAUAGAAAAAUGGGACAUGCUGAAGCGUAUUUGCUACUUGCAGCACCUAUCUUACAAGGUCGAAAGAAAAAAACGGACUGAAUCGGACAACAAGUACUCGUCAUCGUCGAUGCACUCAGUUUCAAGUGUUGAAGGGUUCGCCAACGAGUCAGCUCGCACGCAUGAGAAGCACGCUGGAAUCCUGCAAAAGCAGGAGCUGGAUGAUGAGAUCAUUGACGACAUGCUUUUGCAGCUAUUGCCGCCCAUUGGCGGCUACAAGUCGCGUCAGAAAGCGUUCCUCAAGCUCAAGUUUAUCGAUCCAUAUGCGUUUGAAGAUCCACUUUCGGACCUUUUCUACGAGGACAUGUGGUUUGCCAUCGCGCUGCGCAACACCAUGUUAUUCCGACUAGUGUUCCACUGUCAGCCGGACAACUCGGUACAGACUUGGCGCGACUAUAAAGACUUCAACCGCAUGCAGGAGGAAUUUAACUCUACUCAAGACACCUUGAUUGAGCUGGAGCAGCAGAACAUACCAGGCAAGCCUCAGCCCCAAGUUUCCAACACUGAGGACGACUCCUCUUUCAAAACGGCCCCUAACAGCACGAACGCCAAAAACAACGCUUCCCAACACGACUCCCGGGCACGCUCGAGUGCUCUGAAGAUGAAGCUCUCUAGCAGCGUACUAUACGGGGCAAACCAGCGUAUUUUCGACAAGCACACGGCUAGAAGGAUUCUGGAGCGCAUUCACGGCCACCUGGUUGUAUUUCCUACUGACUGGCUUGCUAAAGAAGUCGAAUCCAAGAAUUGGUUCUACAAUGCCGACAGAUUGCCACCCAUCGACAUCUACGACUGA